This is a messenger RNA of Kwoniella mangroviensis CBS 8507, 1440 nucleotides long. RefSeq lists its product as uncharacterized. Gene Ontology annotation, cellular component: endoplasmic reticulum membrane. Gene Ontology annotation, molecular function: Delta14-sterol reductase activity. The transcript has 9 exons. The record is from RefSeq and is a predicted model, not a curated record. The coding region runs from base 1 to 1440 and encodes 479 amino acids. Gene Ontology annotation, biological process: ergosterol biosynthetic process. NCBI's taxonomy places the organism in Eukaryota, Fungi, Basidiomycota, Tremellomycetes, Tremellales, Cryptococcaceae.
AUGUCAGAUUCACAACCCUCCACAGGGGAGGAAGGUACAACCACAACAGUGAUAACAGCCACCACCCAUCUCACACUUCCUGCCCAUCCCAUCCCGUUGACAUACGAGGAACUCAACCCCCGGUCCAAGCCAGAGGAAUUCUUCGGUCCGAUCGGUACUUUCGGCAUCACCCUCCUCGCACCGUUAUUCACCUACAUAUUCUUCUAUACCUGUAAUGAUGCUGUGGGAUGUACGCCCACUACUGUAUCAGGUUGGAAAUACGCUUGGAGCCUCGUAGGCAACUUCCCAUCUUCCGCGGGUUACCUAUGGGAAUGGAAGGCUUUCGCGGUGUAUCUGGGAUGGUAUGCUUAUUGCAUCGUGUGUUGGAAGGUGCUACCUGGAGAUGUGAUCCAAGGGAAUCUGCUGAGGGAUGGGACGAGGAAGAAUUAUAAGAUGAAUGGCUUAUACACUCUCAUCCUCACUCUCGGUCUCUCAGUCGGUGUUCUCCUCAACCCAGGUGGUAUCGAGCUUUUCACCUGGUUAUACGAUCACUGGGUCCCAUUGGUAUCAUCAAGUUUGGCUAUGGCUACUUUCCAAGCUUUGUGGGUAUAUGGAUAUAGUUAUUAUAAUGGAGAGCUGUUAGCUUUGGGUGGUAAUUCUGGUAAUUUCAUUUAUGAUUUCUUCAUGGGCAGACCACUCAACCCCCAUCCUCCCUUUUUCCCCUCUUUCGAUAUCAAGACUUUCAACGAAGUACGACCAGGUAUGAUCCUCUGGUUAAUACUCAAUAUCUCCUGCGCGUGCGAACAGUACCUUCGUCUCGGUACGAUCACAGACUCUAUGUGGGUCGUAUUGAUCUUCGAAGGUUGGUAUACCGUCGAUUGUUUGAUCCAAGAACACACAAUCCUAAACCAAAUGGACAUAACCACCGACGGAUUCGGCUUCAUGCUUUCGAUGGGUGAUCUCACCUGGGUUCCAUUCACUUAUGGUCUCCAAGCUCGUUUCCUCGCUUUCAACCCUGUUCAUAUGGGUCCCAUCUACACCUCGGUCGUAGUAGCUAUUACCUUGAUUGGGAACUAUAUCUUUAGACAGGCGAAUAAUGAAAAGGGCAAUUUCAGAGCUGGAAAGAACCCCAAGAACCUUGAAUAUAUGACUACCGAGCGAGGGACAAAGCUUCUGACGUCAGGAUGGUGGGGUAGAUCAAGGCAUCCUAACUACUUUGGUGAUUGGCUUAUGGCUCUAGGAUGGUGUCUUCCUACAGGAUUCUCCACGCCAUUAACAUAUUACUACAUCGUCUAUUUUGUGAUCCUCCUGGUCCAUCGACAAAUCAGAGAUGAUGGAGCUUGUAGACACAAGUACGGGAAAGAUUGGGAUAAGUACUGCGAGAAAGUCCCUUACAAGAUUAUCCCUUAUGUAAACAUCGAAGUGUGGAUGCGAUGGGGUGAAAGGUAUGGUGAGAUCUGA